Mauremys mutica (yellowpond turtle) is the source of this 1083-nucleotide messenger RNA. Its product is annotated as olfactory receptor 14A16-like. The record is from RefSeq and is a predicted model, not a curated record. Gene Ontology annotation, cellular component: membrane. The coding region runs from base 7 to 1083 and encodes 358 amino acids. Gene Ontology annotation, biological process: G protein-coupled receptor signaling pathway. NCBI's taxonomy places the organism in Eukaryota, Metazoa, Chordata, Testudines, Geoemydidae. Gene Ontology annotation, molecular function: olfactory receptor activity; G protein-coupled receptor activity. The transcript is spliced from 2 exons.
AUAGACAUGAAUAAAUCACCUUCCCACAGCAUCAGUCCUUUAAUACCAGUGCAGUUCAAAGCCAGCUACGCACAGCUCGUCUGCAGAGAGCAACAGCCAUCACACGACGUACUGAGGAAGAAAAUGUCCAACCAAACUACCAUGACUGAAUUCCUUCUCCUGGGAUUCUCUGAUGUUCGGGAGCUGCAGAUUUUACACUUUGUGGUGUUUCUAGUGCUUUACCUGAUAUCUUUGCUUGGGAACCUUCUCAUCAUCACAGCCAUAGCCCUCGACCACCAUCUUCACACUCCUAUGUAUUUCUUCCUGAUGAAUCUGUCCAUCAUAGACCUCGGCUCCAUCUCUGUCACCAUCCCCAAAUCUAUGGCCAAUUCCCUCAUGAACAAAAGAUCGAUUUCUUAUUCUGGAUGUGUCACCCAAGUCUUUUUUUUCUUUUUCUUUGGUUCAGCAGAUUUUGCCAUACUGAUCAUCAUGGCAUAUGACCGAUACGUUGCCAUCUGCCAACCACUGCACUAUGAGACAGUGAUGAACAGGAGAACUUGUGUCCAAAUGGCAGCCAGUGCCUGGAUCAGUGGUAUUCUCUACUCCGCACUGCACACUGGGAACACAUUUGCAAUAUAUUUCUGUGGCAGCAAGAUGGUGGAUCAGUUUUUCUGUGAAAUCCCCCAGCUACUCAAGCUCGCCUGCUCUGACUCAUACCGCUUUGAAGUCGGGUUUCUCAUCUUUAGUGUGUGCUUCUCCUCGAGCUGCUUAGUUUUCAUAAUUGUGUCAUAUGUUCAGAUCUUCAAAGCAGUGCUGAGAAUCCCCUCUGAGCAGGGCCAGCAUAAAGUCCUAUCCACCUGCCUUCCUCACCUCUUUGUGGUCUCCUUGUUGUUUUGUACUGCUGCCUUUGCCUACCUGAAACCCACCUCCAGCUCAACCUCAGGUCUGGAUCUCAUGGUGGCUGUUCUCUAUUCUAUGUUGCCACCAAUGAUGAAUCCAAUCAUCUACAGCAUGAGAAACAAAGAGAUCAAAGGUGCUCUGAGUAAAUGGAUAGGUUUGAGGUUAAUCACUAAGAACAGAAUGUCCAUAUUUCUCCUUCGAUAG